AGACAGCCAGAUCCUCUGGAGAAGCUCUCACCCACCAACAUGGGUCCCUGCCACAGGGCCCUGCACCCCCUGUCUCUCCUGGUGCAGGCUGCUGUACUGGCUGAGGCCUUGGCCCUGGGUGCUCUGCCUGCCUUCCUGCCCUGCGAGUUCCAACAGGGUGGCCUGGUGAACUGCAACUGGCUGUUCCUGAAGUCCGUGCCCCACUUUUCUACAGCAGCACCCCGUGGUAAUGUCACCAGCCUUUCCUUGCUUUCCAACCGCAUCCACCACCUCCAUAACUCUGACUUUGUCCACCUGUCUAACCUGCGGCGUCUCAACCUCAAGUGGAAUUGCCCCCCGACCAGCCUCAGCCCCAUGCAUUUCCCCUGCCACAUGACCAUCGAGCCCAACACCUUCCUGUCUGUGCCCACGCUGGAGGACCUGAACCUAAGCUACAACAGCAUCACCACUGUGCCCGCCCUGCCCAACUCCCUGGUGAAGCUGACCCUGAGCCACACCAACAUUCUGACACUAGACCACACCAGUCUUGCUGGCCUGCAUGCCCUGCGCUUUCUAUUCAUGGACGGCAACUGCUACUACAAGAACCCAUGUAGGGGGGCACUGGAGGUGGCCCCAGGUGCACUUCUUAGCCUGCACAACCUCACCCACCUGUCGUUCAAGUAUAACAACCUCACAGCAGUCCCCCGCAACCUGCCCCCUAGUCUGGAGUAUCUGCUACUGUCCUACAACCACAUUGUCAAACUGGUACCUGGGGACCUGGCCAAUCUGACUGCCCUGCGAGUACUUGAUAUAGGUGGGAACUGCCGCCGCUGUGACCAUGCCCGCAACCCUUGUGUGGAGUGCCCUGACACCUCUCUCCAGCUACACCCUGAGACCUUCAGCCAUCUAAGUCAUCUUGAAGGCCUGGUGUUGAAGGACAGUUCUCUCCACACACUUAACCCCAAAUGGUUCCAAGGUCUAGGUAACCUCACAGUGCUAGACCUGAGUGAGAACUUCCUCUAUGAAUGCAUCACCACAACCCUGGCCUUCCAGGGCCUGGCACGGCUGCGCAAGCUUAACCUGUCCUUCAAUUACUGCAAGAGGGUGUCCUUUGCCCACCUGCACCUGGCACACUCCUUUGGGAGCCUGAUCUCACUGGAGGAGCUGAACAUGAAUGGAAUCUUCUUCCGUUCACUCAAUGAGAAAACGCUUAAGCCACUGACCCAUCUACCUCUUCUCCACACUCUGCAUCUACAAAUGAACUUCAUCAACCAGGCCCAGCUCAGCAUCUUCGGGGCCUUCCCUGGCCUGCACUUUGUCGAUCUUUCAGAAAACCGCAUCAGUGGAACUUCAGAGCUGACAGUCACCACUGGGGAGGGAAAUGAUUGGGAGCAAGUCCAACUGUGGUCUAGGGACCUUGCUCUAGCCCCACUGGACAGCUCUGGCUCUGAAGAUUUCAUGCCUAGCUGUAGGACCCUCAAAUUCACCUUGGACCUGUCUCGGAACAACCUGGUGACAGUUCAGCCAGAGAUGUUUUCCAACCUCUCACACCUCCAGUGCCUCAGCCUGAGCCACAACAGCAUUGCACAGGCAGUCAAUGGCUCAGAGUUCCGGCUGCUGACUAGUCUGCAGGUGCUAGACCUUUCACAUAACAAACUGGACCUGUACCAUGGGCGCUCGUUCACAGAGCUGCCAAACCUGAAGGCUCUGGAUCUCAGCUACAACAGCCAGGCCUUCAGCAUGCAGGGUGUAGGCCACAACCUCAGCUUUGUGGCCCAGCUGCACACCCUGCACUUCCUCAGCCUGGCAUACAAUGACAUCCACAGCCGUGUGUCACAGAGGCUCUGCAGCACCUCACUGCGGGCCCUGGACUUCAGUGGCAAUGUGGUGAGCCGUAUGUGGGCUGAGGGAGACCUCUAUCUCCAUUUCUUCCAAGGUCUGAGAGGCUUGCUCCGACUGGACCUGUCCCAGAAUCAGUUGCAUAUCCUCUUGCCCCGCACCCUGAACAACCUCCCCAAGAGCCUGCAGCUGCUGCGUCUCCGUGACAAUUACCUGGCCUUCUUCAACUGGAGCAGCCUGGUCUUCCUGCCCAACCUGAAAGUCUUGGACCUGGCAGGAAACCAGCUGAAGACCCUGAGCAAUGGCAGCCUGCCCAACGGCACCCAGCUCCAGAAGCUGGACCUCAGCAGCAACAGCAUAGGCUCUGUGGUCCCAGGUUUCUUUGCCCUGGCAGUGAAGUUGCAAGUGGUCAACCUCAGUGACAAUGCCCUUAAGACAAUUGAGUCCUUCUGGUUUGGGCCACUGGCUGGUUCCCUGAAAACAUUAGACGUGAGUGCCAACCCUUUGCACUGCGCCUGUGGGGCGGCCUUUGUGGAUUUCCUGCUGGAGGUACAGAAUGCCGUGCCUGGCCUGCCCAGCCGUGUGAAGUGUGGCAGCCCGGGCCAACUGCAGGGCCGCAGCAUCUUCGCGCAGGACUUGCGCCUCUGCCUGGAUGAGGCCUUCUCCUGGGACUGCUUUGGCCUCUCGCUGCUGGCUGUGGCUCUGGGCCUGACUGUGCCUGUGCUACAGCACCUAUGCGGCUGGGACCUCUGGUACUGCUUCCACCUGUGCCUGGCCUGGCUUCCCCUGCGGCGCGGCGCCCACGCCCUGCCCUACGAUGCCUUCGUGGUCUUCGACAAGGCGCAGAACGCGGUGGCCGACUGGGUGUACAACGAGCUGCGGGUGAGGCUAGAGGAGCGUCGCGGGCGCCGCGCGCUCCGCCUUUGCCUGGAGGAGCGGGAUUGGCUGCCAGGCAAGUCACUCUUUGAGAAUCUGUGGGCCUCGGUGUAUGGCAGCCGCAAGACGCUCUUUGUGCUGGCCCACACGGAUCGGGUCAGUGGCCUCUUGCGCACCAGCUUUCUGCUGGCCCAGCAGCGCCUGCUGGAGGACCGCAAGGACGUCGUGGUGUUGGUGAUCCUGCGCCCCGACGCCCGCCGCUCUCGCUAUGUGCGGCUGCGCCAGCGCCUCUGCCGCCAGAGCGUCCUCUUUUGGCCCCACCAGCCCAGCGGGCAAGGCAGCUUUUGGGCUCAGCUGGGCACGGCCCUUACCAGGGACAACCGCCACUUCUAUAACCGGAACUUCUGCCAAGGACCCACGGCCGAAUAGUGUUGGCCUCACCUCCAUGCCGCGCUGCCUGUCCGGGCAGCUCCACUGCUUUGCUCCCCAUCCGCACACCUGACACAGAGCAGGCAAUCCGUCUGCUACCGAGCAGGGUGCUCUGACCCAUGCCUGUAAU
This is a messenger RNA of Sciurus carolinensis (gray squirrel), 3253 nucleotides long. It is a transcript of the gene Tlr9, whose product is annotated as toll like receptor 9. Gene Ontology annotation, biological process: canonical NF-kappaB signal transduction; defense response to virus; toll-like receptor signaling pathway. Gene Ontology annotation, cellular component: plasma membrane. The transcript has 2 exons. The coding region runs from base 40 to 3123 and encodes 1027 amino acids. The record is from RefSeq and is a predicted model, not a curated record. Gene Ontology annotation, molecular function: pattern recognition receptor activity; protein binding. NCBI's taxonomy places the organism in Eukaryota, Metazoa, Chordata, Mammalia, Rodentia, Sciuridae.